Oncorhynchus masou masou (cherry salmon) is the source of this 4060-nucleotide messenger RNA. Its product is annotated as small ribosomal subunit protein mS23-like. Gene Ontology annotation, cellular component: mitochondrion; ribosome. Lineage: Eukaryota; Metazoa; Chordata; Actinopteri; Salmoniformes; Salmonidae. Gene Ontology annotation, molecular function: structural constituent of ribosome. Gene Ontology annotation, biological process: translation. The transcript is spliced from 5 exons. The coding region runs from base 140 to 703 and encodes 187 amino acids. The record is from RefSeq and is a predicted model, not a curated record.
CAUACGGAAGUGGUGGUCGUCGUCCAUGCUGGUGAAAAUAGGCUCUGUUGUUGGUGGUUGCUAACUAUGAUCUUUGAGUUUACUGUAUAAAUACCUAGCUGCAUUUUACACGCAUAGUGUAGUUAAAUUCAAGUCCAUUAUGGCUGGAAGUCGACUUGAAAAAUUCGGGACCGUAUUCACGCGAGUUAGAGAUCUUAUGAGAUCUGGAGUUGUCAAACAGUCUGACAAGCCCAUUUGGUAUGAUGUACACAAGACCUUUCCACCCAUGAAGGACCCACUUUAUGUCAGACCAGUGGCCAAGAGAUAUGGGAAGAAAGAAGAGGCUGUGCCAGACAUCUUCUACAGAGAGGAUGAAAUCAGAGCGAAAUUUUAUGAGGUGUAUGGAACAGGGCCCAGAGCUUUUGAUCUCUCCAAAUCCAGCUUUGUUUCAACAUGCCAAAGGUUUGUGGAGAAGUACACAGAGGUCGAGAGCAAGGGAGAGCUGGAGAAACAGUCCCUAUUUGAGGAGACUGGGAAGGCUCUCCUUGCUGAGGGCUUGGGGUUGAGGAGGAGGGGUAUUCCUGUGGUGGCGUCAGAGACCAGGAAUCCAGUGUUGGGCAUGAAGCUGACAGACAUGCUGGCAGAACAGCAGGCAGAUGCACCUGGCGGAACACGGGCACCAGGAAAAGAGAAGCCAACACAAGCACCAUUGAAUCCACAGUAGGCCUCUGCAGCAUGGCUUCAACCACACUCUUCACCGAGAUGGAACCAAUCAUCCACCUCCACUGACUAAAAAGGGGACUUUCAGUAUCUGUCCAACACAAGACAUACUCCUCAGUCCAGACUUUCUGAACAAUGUGGAUUAACAAGAAAGACUACUUGUUAUGGGUGUGCCUGGGCAGCUUUCACGACCGUCCGUCUUGACUGCAGGGUGGUGUGUAGGAGUCCAAGUUAUUGUACAUUUUUGGGCUGGAAACUUGUAAGAUCGGUGUUCUGCAUAAGGCUGUAAAUGUAUAUUGUGUGUGUACAUACAUGCACUGUACGUCCAACUGGUUACGUUGCAGUCUGUUUUCAGACCAUCCCUGUUGAUAUGAUAUGAUGAUCAAUUAGCAUUGUGAGUGAUAGGUAAAGUAACUCUAUAUUCUAGAAUGAGGCCUCUUUUCCUUUUUUCCUCUGCCGCUCAUCCUCUGUUAUGUUUCCAUCACGCUGCAGAACAUUCAUGCAAGACAAGCAGGCUGUGAGUGAAAGUUGAUAUUGCAUUCUCCAUUUGCUGCUGUGACAGUGUAAUUCGGUAGUGCCUGCCUGCCUGAGCAUCUGGGAUGAAAUGGAGAUAUUAAUUCCGUAUUGCUUCACAGAGAAAUACCACUGAUCACAUAACCACAUCAGCCAACUGGAGAUGAGAAUGUGAGUAAAGAAGCAUCACAGGUGCCAUAUUAAAAGAAAUGUAAGGUAACAUCUGUGGAAGGUAUUCCACCAGAUAGGAAAGGUUUGACAUCAACACCUAUACACUGAAUGAUUAAUAAUUAAACUGUACAAAACUAUAUGUUAUGUUAGUGUCUACUGCCACAAUUCAAAUAAGCACCUCACCAACAUCGCAUCCUGUUCUGAACAUAAUCUUGGUAUAUAUGUAUUUUUCAAUACGUAUCUCAAACUACCAGAUUAACAUUAAACAGUAACCAGUUAUUAUAACUUCUGCAGGUUACCCUUUCUCUUCUCUCUAAUCAGGAUAAUCAUCAUUCUUCCUGUUCUCACCAAUUGUAGAGGCAUUGAUCCACUAUAUGACCUAGCAGCCCUGCAGUUCAACUGCCAUUUGAAAAUAAAUCUAAAGAGGGCUUAUUUCUAGAGCCUUGGCUUUGAUGUGGAACAGCACUGGUCGGGGUUAUUUGCUCUGGAAAAAGCUAGCAUCCAUGAGCAUUUUCACAGUACCACAGUUCCCGCUUCUCUUUCCUCCAUCGUCCUUUCAAAAAGAUGACCUUGGCGGUGUUUCUCAUUAUCAGCUGUCUUUCUGUUUAUCGAAAGGGAAAACUGUCCGUCUCACAGUCUAUUCUGCGCUCGCACAGAGAGGAGAAAUGAUAUCAACACCAUAAUGGAAUGGGUGAUUGUCUGCACACAGUCAAAGCGAAAGCAAUUCUUUGGUGGAUGGAUGGCAAGACUGUCUGAGGGCCUAAUGAACAGGAGGGAGGGAUAGAAUUGGGGAGAGAUGUAGAGGAGGGAGAGAGUCAAGUUUGGAAGGAGACAAACAAUCUUUGUCUGCCGUGUCCACAGGCUGAGGGGAGAAACGGGCACUCAGUGGGGUGUGUUGGCAAAACCUGUGGCUUGACGCAGUCCUUAAAGGUGUUGAUUUUGCACUGUUUUCCUUUAUCUUAUUUUAAGUGUUAAAUAAUAUAUACUGAACAAAAAUGUAAACUAUUUCAAAUAUUUUACUGUUACAGUUCAUAGAAAGAAAGAAAUCAAUUGAAAUAAAUUCAUUAGGCCCUAAUUUAUGGAUUUCACAUGAAUGGGCAAUGGCCACUUCGGAGCCAGGCCCAGCCAAUCAGAAUGGGUUUUUCCCCACAAAGGGCUUUUUUACACACAGAAAUACUCCUCAGCACCACCACCCCCUCCUCAGAUGAUCCCGUAGGUGAAGAAACCGGAUGUGGAGGUCCUCGGCAGGCGAGGUUGCAUGUGGUCUGUGUUUGUAAGGCAGGUUGCAUGUACUGCUGAAUUCUCUAAAAUGAUGUUGGAGGCUUACAUUUUCUGGCCACAGCUCUGUUGGACAUUCCUGCAGUCAGCAUGACAAUUGCAUGCUCCCUCAACUUGAGACAUGUGGCAUUGUGUUGUGACAAAACUGCACAUUUUAGUGGCCUUAUAUUGUCCCCCAGUACAAGGUGCACCUUUAAUGAUCAUGCUGUUUAAUCAGCUUCUUGAUAUGCCACACCUAUCAGGUGGAUGAAUUAUCUUAGGCGAAGGAGAAUUGCUCACUAACAGGGAUGUAAAAAAAAAAUGUUUUGUGCGUUUGAAAGUUUUCUGCAUUCUUUUAUUUCAGCUCAUGAAACAUGGGACCGACACUACGUUGCGUUUAUAUUUUUGUUAAGUAUAGCUUCUGUAGAGGGGUGGGUGCGCAUGUAGCCUGCUGAAUAUUCUGACAUGCUUUUUGUAUGUGUUGCAUGUUUGUGUUGGUAAGUUCCAGGUGGAGAAAUGUGAAGAGCAAUCUUUGUUUUAAGAUGGAAUUAAUACAAUGAACUUUACGAUGGAGGCCUUUAAAAACUGGAGAAACACUGUCUGCGUAAAUGACUUCUUGGCAGCACCCCCAAGAUUUCUCUAUUUCUUUCAAAGUGUAUUUUCAGGCAGGUAAUUAACUUUUUUCCUGCCAGACUCCUGGCAAGGAUCUCUGGAUACAAAUGAUUCCAAUUGAGCAUGGGCUGGAAUUUAAUUGAUCAAAAUGCCAUUCUCUCUGUCACUGGAGUGUGAGCGUGGAUAACAUUUUACUGCUUCUGGCAUAGAUUUCUAAAGAAGCACCAUUUUUGGGCUGUGGAGGAGAGACUAGAUGCCAACAACAGCAUUUAAGGGUGAAUUCUGUAUGUGAAACAUGUUUGGGCUGAGUGUGCUGUGUUAGGGCAGUGUUCUGUGUAUUUGUAUAUUCUGUGUAUAUGUACACCUGGCUGGUUGUCAAUAUGGUCAGUGAUAGAAAAUACAACUGAAUUAAUUAAAUAUGUAAUAAAGUAUUUUCUCCUUGAAAUGUUGGGUAGCCUAGGUUGUGUAGAUCAGUAAAAUAUAUAACUGAUUGUGUUCUAAUUCUGGUUUGUAAGAGUCUGUACAAUGUAUAUAGUCAAUGUACAUACUGCACCAUAGCCUAUAUACAAUAGAACAUUCAAUAAGCCAUUCAAUGUCUGUAUUUAACAUUUUCCAUAUUCAUAAAUGGAUCGAAAUGGAAAUGCCUUUCUCUUCAAUUCUUUAUCCCACUCUGUCUUUGUCUUCCUGCUCUAUGGCAGUGCUGUCACAAAGAUAUCUAAUCUCUUUGGCAUUAUACAGUCAGUGUCUGAAAGAGCCUUAAUUGUUUUUGCCUUUCUAUUGCUUACAAUAAAGCCAGGCUUGUCAGUCA